AUGUCUGACAACCUCGAUCUCUUAAACGUGCUGCUAGUCGCUGCAAUCGACUUUGGCACAACAUUUAGUGGAUAUGGGUUCGCAUUUCCGCACUCUAAGGAUAAUGAAAAAAAUGAUGACCCGAUUUAUCUCAACAAGAAUUGGGGGCAAAACCUCGGAUGUCAAUCGUAUAAAGCUCCCACUACUGUUCUCUUUGGCCCUGACAAAAAAUUCAUCGCAUUUGGAUUCGAGGCGGUGGAGAAGUACGCAACUCUGACGGAAAAUGGAGAAGACAAGUCAUACUACUUUUUCGAACACUUUAAGAUGAGACUACAUUCUAACCACUCGGAAAUCAGAAGGGACAUGCCCCUCGCGGCUAGUAACGGGAAGACUUUGCCUGCGUUGGACGUCUUCUCGAAAUCUCUGAAAUUCCUUAGCGACCACCUGAGAGAGGCGGUGAAAAUUAAUACCGGCACAGAAAUAGAGGCAAGCAGCAUUCGGUGGGUCAUCACUGUCCCAGCUAUAUGGAGCGAUGCGGCCAAACACUUCAUGAGGGAAGCAGCGUACAAGGCUGGUAUCGCUUCAUUGGACCAAAGAAAACACCUACUUAUAGCGUUGGAACCAGAAGCAGCCUCUCUGUUCUGCCGACAACUGAAUGUUUCUAAAUUCAGGGAAGACACGGAUAAACCACAAUUACUCCAGAUGGACCCAGAAAAUUGUUACAUGGUCGUCGACUGUGGAGGAGGCACUGUGGACGUGACUGUGCACAAAGUACGAGAUGACGGGUCGAUGAGAGAACUACAUCGUCCAACAGGCGGCCCGUGGGGUGGCACAAAAGUAGAUUCGAAUUUCAGCAAUCUUCUCGAACAAAUAUUUGGCAAAGACCUAAUGAAUGAGUAUAGACGUAAGUUUCCCCGGGAAAACGUACAACUUAUGGCAGACUUUGAAAUGAAGAAAAGGUCGGCUGCCGAUGCAAGUGUUCAGCUUAACUAUUGCUUAGUUAAAUUUCUCGAGAGUACGUUAUCCCAAAACAUUGCCGCUAUUGUAUCCGAUAGCCGUACAGAAGGGGUAAGGUUUUCAAAUGGUUUACUGCGACUGUCUAAAGAAGUCAUGUACAGUUUGUUUCAACCUGUCCUGGAACAGAUAAUGGCACAUAUCCAGUCACUUCUGACCAACCCUAAGUUGAGAAAUAUCAAAACCAUUUUUCUGGUCGGGGGUUUUGCCGAUUCACCAUUGUUGUGGAAGGCAGUGGUGGCUGCUGUUCCGGACAGAAAAGUCCGUGUAUUGGUCCCCGAAGAGGCAUGUCUAGCUGUUAUCAAGGGCGCAGUUAUGUUCGGACUAAAUCCGAACGCCAUUCGGGAAAGGGUAAGCGCACGUACCUACGGUGUCAGGUCAAUGACAACUUUCAUAGAGGGGCUCCAUCCGCCUCAGAAAAAAGUCGUUGCUCACGGGCUUGUACUCGCUACAGAUAUUUUCAACAACUUUGUAGGGGUAGAUGAGUUAGUGGAAUUACAGUACAGAAGAAGCCUUGAAUUUAAAGCAGUAAGGGACGACCAACGCAGUGCAACCGUCUAUCUGUUUUCUACGAGUGAAAGGGACCCACAAUUUACCACAGACCAUGGUAUGAGUCUCUGUGGCCGGGUUCACGUUGAUAUGCCCGACACACGGGGCGGAAGGGAACGUGUUAUAAGGGUAACGUUUAUUUUUGGUGGAACAGAAAUUGACGUUCAAGCGGAGGAUCUCACCUCUCACAUGCGAGCGUUCGCCACAAUCGACUUCCUCACGAAGCAUAACCCGUGA
Messenger RNA from Branchiostoma belcheri (Belcher's lancelet), 1779 nucleotides. RefSeq names its product heat shock 70 kDa protein 12A-like. The transcript has 4 exons. The coding region runs from base 1 to 1779 and encodes 592 amino acids. The record is from RefSeq and is a predicted model, not a curated record. Lineage: Eukaryota; Metazoa; Chordata; Leptocardii; Amphioxiformes; Branchiostomatidae. Gene Ontology annotation, molecular function: ATP binding; ATP-dependent protein folding chaperone.